Brassica napus (rape) is the source of this 1191-nucleotide messenger RNA. RefSeq lists its product as uncharacterized. The transcript is spliced from 3 exons. The record is from RefSeq and is a predicted model, not a curated record. The coding region runs from base 1 to 1191 and encodes 396 amino acids. Gene Ontology annotation, molecular function: nucleic acid binding; zinc ion binding. NCBI's taxonomy places the organism in Eukaryota, Viridiplantae, Streptophyta, Magnoliopsida, Brassicales, Brassicaceae.
AUGGAGAUCGAUCCGCCUGUUCGUCCAGUUAGGAGAGUGGAUUACUUGAGCUUGCUAGCUCACAUCUCCAAGCUGGGUACGAAGCAGUUUGCUGGUAGUUCCGAUCCCAUUGAGGCAGACGAGUGGAGGAGCAGGUUAGCUCGAAACUUCAGUUCAACUCGUUGUCCGGAGGAGUACAAGAAAGACAUUGCAGUUCACUUCCUGGAAGGUGAUGCACACAACUGGUGGUUGGCAUUGGACAAACGCACCAAUGGGACUAUUGAGCGUUUUUCAGACUUUGAGGUUGAGUUCAACCACAAGUACUUUCCAUCUGAAGCGUGGGACCGCCUGGAGUCUCACUUCCUGGAUUUGUCCCAGGGACGCAUGACAGUACGUGAGUAUGAGGAGAAGUUCAACCGGCUCAGACGUUACGUAGGUAAAGAGCUGGAAGAGGAGACAGUGCAAAUACGUAGGUUUGUCCGAGGCCUAAGGGUCGAACUUCGGACCUACAGCUCGGUUGGACACUUUCAGACAGUGUCUGAACUCGUAGAGAGAAUGGCUAUGGUAGAGACCAACCUGGCCGAGGAGGCUAAGCAAAGGCGUCAUGGAGGCGAAUGCUGGAAGGCUAUGGGAGCUUGUACUCGGUGUGGCAAGAUGGAUCAUGCCGCUCGUGACUGUCCAGGGCCGAAACAAGGCCGCAGGCAGGGCUCAAGUGGGGGUGAUACCAGGGGAUGUCACCAUUGUGGAAAGGAAGGACAUUUCAAACGGGAAUGCCCAAAGCUCCAAGCGGAACAAGAUAAGGGCCGCGGUGAGGAAAGCAACCAGAGCCGGGGCCAGACCUCUAACCCAAGGGUUUACGAGCUGUCCAAGGAUGAGGACGAGACUAAACCAUUCAAGUCGAUCACUGGGUUGAUCGGAAAGGGUUUGUUCCAAAUUGGGACGAGGGAUGAUCCGUGCAUAGUAUAUGCAGCCGGUGGCCAAGCGAUGCAUUCCUUGGGACUGGUUAGGGACGUCCCAGUGAUGAUCCAGGACAGGGUAAUGCCUGUGGAUCUGGUGGUGGUCCCCCUUAAAAAUCACGAGGUGAUAUUGGGUAUGGACUGGCUUGGAAAGAAUCGGGCCACCUUGGAUUGUCACCAGGGAAGGGUGCAGUUCCAGAGUGGGUGUGGACCGCCGCGCAGGUUCCAAGGUAUUAAGCCGGCCUCAAGUUCUUAG